Molecule: messenger RNA, 336 nt
Organism: Prorocentrum cordatum
Lineage: Eukaryota; Dinophyceae; Prorocentrales; Prorocentraceae
Source: the annotation of a GenBank genome assembly
GAGCUGCUGCAGUCGGUGGAGCUGGCUGGCAAGUUCGGCGACGACGCGGCCACCGCGCAGUGCCAGGUCGCGCCGCAGAGGCUGCGCCGGCAGGGGUCAGCGCGCAAGGCCCUGCAGCAGCGCGCCGCCCGCGCCUGCCAGAGCACGCUGCUGGCGGAGAAGAUGUUGUCCAAGGUGCUCAAGCAGCUCGAGAAGUUGCGUGGUUGGGUUGCUGAGAAGGAGGCCGACGCCCUGCGCAUGUCGGAGAGGCUGGAGGAGGUUGGCGCCAAACGCGAGGCACUCGUCGCCGAGCUCCGCAGCAGCGCGCGCGAAGUCAAGCCUACAGAGGGCGGCGCG